GGAUUUUAGUUUGAAGAAAAAAAAAACAUCACUUCCGGUUAUCACUGUUUCCUCUCUCGUGAGGGAUCUGUCAGAAUAUUUGGCGUUUGUUUCUCUUCGCUUUGUAUUCAGGAAAAGGCGCGAAACAGAGUCAUGUCCGGGCGCUGAAGCAGUCAUGGAGGAAAAGUGUACAAAAGUCCUUCAGUCUGAAAUGAUAGUGUGUGUGACUGAGCAUGGCGACAGCGACCAAGCUAAAUCUGAACAGAAAAACGGCUCCUGUGAAGAAACCGAACGUGCAGAUUUCAGUGAUCCGGUGUAUAAAGAGAUCUCUCUGGCUAAUGGUGCAAUUAACCGCAUGAACAGAGAUGAACUACGUGCUAAAUGUACUGAGCUCAAGCUGGACACCAGAGGUGUGAAAGACGUCCUGAAGAAGCGUCUGAAGAACUACUAUAAGAAGCAGAAGCUGAAGCAGUCUGCGUCUGUAGCCUCCGACGACUUGUAUUACGACUACAUCUGCGUGGUGGACUUUGAGGCUACGUGUGAAGAGAAUAACCCACGUCACUUUGUCCACGAAAUCAUCGAGUUCCCCAUGGUCCUUAUCGACACACACACUUUGGAGAUUGUCGGGUCGUUUCAGGAAUACGUGAAGCCCAAGUUGAACCCGCAGCUCUCAGAUUUCUGUGUGGAGCUUACAGGAAUAACACAGAAAAUGGUGGACGAGGCAGAUCCCUUCCCUCAGGUUUUACGCAGAGUGGUGGCCUGGCUGCAGGAGAAAGAACUGGGAACCAAGUACAAAUACACCCUGCUGACUGAUGGGUCUUGGGAUAUGAGUAAAUUCCUUUACACGCAAUGCCGCCAGAGUCGGCUGCGAUAUCCUCAGUUUGCUCGAAAUUGGAUUAACAUCAGAAAGUCUUAUGGAAACUAUUAUAAGGUGCCUCGAAACCAGACAAGGCUGAACUGCAUGUUGGAGAAUCUGGGCAUGCAGUACGAAGGCCGACCUCACUGCGGCCUCGAUGACUCGCACAACAUCGCUCGCGUUGCCAUCCGCAUGCUGAAGGAUGGCUGUCGGCUGCGGGUGAACGAGCGUCUGCAUGAUGGCGAGCUGCAGAACGUGUCCAAUACAACGGUGUUGGAAGGAGCGCCGCCUCCUCAGUUCCCCAAAAGCAAAAACUAAUUAUGUGGCAUAUUUGCUUCUAUUUUCUAUUUCAUUUCAUUUGAUAGAGCAGUGUGAUAUUUUACAGCUAAUUUGUAACUCUAAUAAUAAUGGCCAGACCAAAUCAUUGAUCUGUAGAUGUACUAUGCUUAAUUUGCCCCAAUCAUAUUUCACAAAGAAGUAUCAAUUAUGUGAUAAUCACAGAAUUCAGUCUUGAAUUUUUAGCAGCAAACAUUCUGAAUUAUUUGGUUUUAUAAGGUUUUUUUUUACAUAACAAUAAAGUGCCAUUCCAGUUUU
Molecule: messenger RNA, 1429 nt
Organism: Tachysurus fulvidraco (yellow catfish)
Lineage: Eukaryota; Metazoa; Chordata; Actinopteri; Siluriformes; Bagridae
Gene: eri1
Product: exoribonuclease 1
Exons: 8
Coding region: 155-1153 (332 amino acids)
Biological process (GO): exonucleolytic trimming to generate mature 3'-end of 5.8S rRNA from tricistronic rRNA transcript (SSU-rRNA, 5.8S rRNA, LSU-rRNA)
Cellular component (GO): cytoplasm; nucleolus
Molecular function (GO): nucleic acid binding; 3'-5'-RNA exonuclease activity
Source: RefSeq, a predicted model, not a curated record